This is a messenger RNA of Anisakis simplex (herring worm), 288 nucleotides long. The record is from the annotation of a GenBank genome assembly. NCBI's taxonomy places the organism in Eukaryota, Metazoa, Nematoda, Chromadorea, Rhabditida, Anisakidae.
AUGGGACGUAAACUUGUAACGCUGCGUCGAAUAGUGCUGCUGCUGCUUGGUGCUGUCUGUCUCGUUUCGUUGAUGGCAAUGGUAAUUGACGCACCAUCACGGCCGAAUUACGCUGAUGUCGAUGUGCCAUGGAUACCUGAUUUCCUAUCGCAUUCAGAAGGGAAGGCGAAUGCACCAUGGAAUCCUGAUAUUCGUCUUUUAUUUGACACCAUCCGUCGGAAAAAAUCGUUCGUAAAUUUUGAUUCGGGAAAAAGUAAUGAAAUGUUUGCGCCAAUUGACCGCUUUUGA